AUGGCCUUCAUGAGGAUUUUAGCUGCUGUAGCUUUGCUUGUUGCAAUGAGUGCUAUAGCAUGUGAAUGUAGAAUAGCACGAAAGGAUCUUGGCUUGAACCUGGGUGGGGUGGGAGUUGGAACGGGUUCUGGUUUAGGAAUUGGAAUGGGUUCUGGUGUGGGAAUUGGAAUGGGUUCUGGUGUGGGAAUUGGACUUGGUGGGGGAAGUGGUGCUGGCUCUGGUGCAGGUGCAGGGUCUGGAUCUGGUUCAAGUUCUGGUUCUGGUUCUGCUUCAGGAUCGGGAUCGGGAUCAGGGUCUUCUGGAGCAGGUUCUGAGGCUGGUUCACAUGCAGGAUCUCAUGCUGGUUCAGGGGCUGGGUCAGGAGCCGGUUCUCAAGCAGGCUCUGAAGCUGGUUCACAUGCAGGGUCAGGGGCUGGAUCAGGAGCCGGUUCUCAAGCAGGCUCCGAAGCUGGUUCACAUGCAGGAUCUCAUGCAGGGUCAGGAGCCGGUUCCGAUGCGGGUUCAGAAGCUGGUUCUCGUGCAGGAUCUCAUGCUGGGUCAGAGGCUGGUUCAGGAGACGGUUCUCAAGCAGGCUCCGAAGCUGGUUCACAUGCAGGAUCUCAUGCAGGGUCAGGAGCCGGUUCCAAUGCGGGUUCAGAAGCUGGUUCUCGUGCAGGAUCUCAUGCUGGGUCUGAGGCUGGUUCAGGAGCCGGUUCUCAAGCAGGCUCCGAAGCUGGUUCACAUGCAGGAUCUCAUGCAGGGUCAGGAGCCAGUUCGGAUGCGGGUUCAGAAGCUGGUUCUCGUGCAGGAUCUCAUGCUGGGUCUGAGGCUGGUUCAGGAGCCGGUUCUCAAGCAGGCUCCGAAGCUGGUUCACAUGCGGGAUCUCAUGCAGGGUCAGGAGCCAGUUCGGAUGCGGGUUCAGAAGCUGGUUCUCGUGCAGGAUCUCAUGCUGGGUCUGAGGCUGGUUCAGGAGCCGGUUCUCAAGCAGGCUCUGAAGCUGGUUCACAUGCAGGAUCUCAUGCAGGGUCAGGAGCCGGUUCUGAAGCAGGUUCAGAAGCUGGUUCUCGUGCAGGGUCUCAUGCUGGGUCAGGGGCUGGAUCAGGAGCUGGUUCUGAAGCCGGUUCUGAAGCUGGUUCCAAUGCAGGAUCUCAUGCUGGGUCAGGAACCGGUUCUGAAGCAGGUUCCGAAGCCGGUUCAUAUGCAGGUUCUCAUGCCGGAGCUGGGUCAGGGUCUUCUGAAGCGGGUUCGGAAGCUGGUUCAUAUGCCGGUUCCCAUGCUGGAUCAGGAAAUUGA
Molecule: messenger RNA, 1272 nt
Organism: Lathyrus sativus (Indian pea)
Lineage: Eukaryota; Viridiplantae; Streptophyta; Magnoliopsida; Fabales; Fabaceae
Source: the annotation of a GenBank genome assembly